AUAAGCUCAUGUGGCUAAGCAAAGAUCCAAGACUCAGUUGGCACCUCGCCUCUCACUUUUCAAACAAACAAAAAACAAGCAGCACCAGCCAGAAGAACUAUUAAUAGUGUAUACUAGCUAGUAGUAAGGAUGAUGAAACUUGGACUCCUCCUUUUGGCGCUUGUGCCUUCUAUAUGGUCGAUGGAUCUUCAUAUGCAUGGGGUGUGAAGUCCUUCGCUCACACCGGUAAGAAUACGAAAGCUUCUUUGGCUGUGACCGUGACCAGCAUUCCUCGUGGUGGCGCCUGCAUUGACAUGGACCUUAUAAUUGUUGAACCAGAUUUGGCCGCCAAGAUCUUUAUUGGUGCGUAUGGUGCCAACGCAGCUUUGUGUUUUGUGGCAUCGGAGUUUGCUCUCAAGACUGUGUACGGAGGCAAGGACGCACAACCGGAUUCUCUUUGGGGAGGCACUACAUUGGGCGCUGUGGGAUGUAACACGGCUCUUCUUCUUUACUUGCAACACUUCAAGGGCAUGGGCUUUGAAAAGGCCAUUGGCUGGUCGGUUUUGCCCUACCUGACCAUGGAGUUUUAUCGUAUUUUCAUCAAUCCCGAUUCAGACAAAGUCGUGGGGAUGAAGAAAGAGACGCACUACGCAGCUGCUGUUUUGAAUAUCGCUGUCUUGGUGGCAUCCCUCAUGGAAGCCAGUUGGGCUCCUAAACUCAAUUGGAUUUAUGGCCUCUUUAGUCUCAUGCAUGGCGUCUGGUACUAUGUGAAUCCUCAAGGUGCCAUGGCGAAACAGAGCAUCAAUAUGAGUGGACCUUUUGGACUGGUGAUCAUGAGAACCUUUGGAUAUUUUCUCUUGACACAUUUCGCAGCUGUGUGUGGUGGUCUCCACAUUACUGGUACUGGUACCGGUACUAGUAGUGAUGUCCUGAAGGUUACUGGAUGGACGGCUUUGAUGAAUGGGGUUUCCGUUCUUAGUGUGAGUCUUGAUGGAACCAUGGCUCGUGCUAAUAUGCCAGUCCUUCCUGGCUUUGCCUGGGCAAUUCUUAGCUUUGUUCUUGGGGGUUCGUUGGUCUUGAAAGGAUAG
This is a messenger RNA of Seminavis robusta, 1067 nucleotides long. Lineage: Eukaryota; Bacillariophyta; Bacillariophyceae; Naviculales; Naviculaceae. The record is from the annotation of a GenBank genome assembly.